Molecule: messenger RNA, 2068 nt
Organism: Balaenoptera ricei (Rice's whale)
Lineage: Eukaryota; Metazoa; Chordata; Mammalia; Artiodactyla; Balaenopteridae
Gene: ZNF76
Product: zinc finger protein 76
Exons: 14
Coding region: 205-1917 (570 amino acids)
Biological process (GO): central nervous system development; regulation of transcription by RNA polymerase II
Cellular component (GO): nucleus
Molecular function (GO): RNA polymerase II cis-regulatory region sequence-specific DNA binding; DNA-binding transcription factor activity, RNA polymerase II-specific
Source: RefSeq, a predicted model, not a curated record
UGCGCGCGGGCGGGCGGGCUAUGGCGCAGGCGGGUUGCGGGGCCGGCGCUGGUGGCGGGGCCCGUUGCAUGGCGGUCUGUCGGCGGAGUCGCCCUCGGGGGCUGUCAGAUUUGUGACGCCAAAGGAAAUCUCUGACCUCAGCUGUGGCUCUCAGUGCUGGGAAGAAGACAAAUUCAUGUCUGAGUGUACGAGCAGGAGUUUGCCAUGGAGAGCUUGGGGCUGCAGACGGUGACCCUCAGUGACGGGACGACGGCCUACGUACAGCAAGCUAUCAAAGGAGAGAAGCUUCUUGAAGGGCAAGUGAUCCAGCUCGAGGAUGGGACCACUGCAUACAUUCACCAAGUGACAGUGCAGAAAGAACCUCUUUCCUUUGAGGAUGGACAGCCCGUGCAGCUGGAAGAUGGCAGCAUGGCCUACAUACACCGCACACCCAAAGAGGGCUAUGACCCCAGUGCCCUGGAAGCCGUCCAGCUGGAAGAUGGCUCCACUGCUUACAUUCACCACCCCGUGGCUGUGCCAUCCGACAGCACCAUCCUGGCCGUGCAGACAGAGGUGGGCUUGGAGGACCUGGCCACAGAGGAUGAUGAGGGCUUCAGCACGGACACAGUGGUGGCCCUGGAGCAGUACGCCAGCAAGGUUCUGCAUGACAGCCAGGCUCCCCAUAAUGGCAAAGGACAGCAGGUUGGGGACAGAGCAUUCCGCUGCGGCUACAAGGGCUGUGGGCGUCUCUAUACCACCGCUCAUCACUUAAAGGUGCAUGAGAGAGCUCAUACAGGUGACCGUCCAUACAGGUGUGAUUUCCCCAGCUGUGGAAAGGCCUUUGCCACAGGAUAUGGGCUGAAGAGCCACGUGCGCACCCACACUGGUGAGAAGCCAUACAAGUGCCCAGAGGAGCUGUGCAGCAAGGCCUUCAAGACCUCCGGAGACCUGCAGAAGCACGUCCGGACCCACACCGGUGAACGCCCCUUCCGGUGUCCCUUUGAGGGCUGUGGCCGCUCCUUCACCACGUCUAACAUCCGCAAGGUACAUGUGCGCACCCACACGGGCGAGCGGCCCUACACCUGCCCCGAGCCCCACUGUGGCCGUGGCUUCACCAGUGCCACCAACUACAAGAAUCACGUGCGCAUCCACACAGGGGAGAAGCCAUACGUUUGCACGGUGCCAGGCUGCGGGAAGCGCUUCACCGAGUACUCAAGCCUGUAUAAGCACCAUGUAGUGCACACACACUGCAAGCCCUACACCUGCAGCACCUGCGGCAAGACCUACCGGCAGACCUCUACCCUGGCCAUGCACAAGCGCAGCGCCCACGGCGAGCUGGAGGCCACGGAGGAGAGCGAGCAGGCCCUUUAUGAGCAACAGCAGCUCGAGGCCGCCUCUGCAGCCGAGGAGAACCCGCUACCCAAACGACCCCGCAUUGCUUACCUGUCGGAGGUGAAAGAAGAGGGUGAUGACAUCCCUGCCCAAGUGGCUAUGGUGACCGAGGAAGAUGGGGCCCCCCAGGUGGCUCUGAUCACUCAGGAUGGUGCCCAGCAGGUCAGCCUGUCACCAGAAGACCUGCAGGCACUGGGGAGUGCCAUCAGUAUGGUGACCCAGCACGGCAGUACCACCCUCACCAUCCCUAGUCAUGAUGAUGACCUUGCCACAUCUGGCACACACACAGUCACCAUGGUCAGCGCUGAUGGCACCCAGACGCAGCCCGUCACAAUCAUUACCUCUGGGACUGUGGUGGCUGAGGACUCAAGUGUAGCAUCCCUUCAUCAUCAACAGGUGGCGUUGUUAGCCACAGCCAAUGGAACUCAUAUUGCAGUGCAGCUGGAGGAGCAGCAGACCUUAGAGGAGGCCAUCAGCGUAGCCACUGCUGCCAUGCAGCAAGGGACUGUGACCCUGGAGACCACAGAUUCGGAGAGCGGCUGCUGAGCCCGAGAGGGCCGGGUCCCACACCACGCUGGAAGAGGCGCCAUGCCGUACAGGCAUCCUUGCCUGCAAGGGCCCAGGCUGUGGCUGACACGUGGAAGGUGGCCACACAGGUCUCUAGGGCAAGAAGGCAGCAGGAAAAUGGCCUGAAGGG